Sphaerulina musiva SO2202 is the source of this 300-nucleotide messenger RNA. RefSeq names its product DUF543-domain-containing protein. NCBI's taxonomy places the organism in Eukaryota, Fungi, Ascomycota, Dothideomycetes, Mycosphaerellales, Mycosphaerellaceae. The coding region runs from base 1 to 300 and encodes 99 amino acids. The record is from RefSeq and is a predicted model, not a curated record. The transcript is spliced from 3 exons. Gene Ontology annotation, cellular component: mitochondrial inner membrane; MICOS complex; mitochondrion.
AUGGCCGACUCAAACAACCCCAGCAGCGCCGUGAUCCCACCACCAACGCGUUCCAACCGACCCAUGAGCGAAGCGCUACUGAACGAAAAGUGGGACCACUGCCUCAGCACCCUCCUCAUUCGCUCCGGCUUGGGCGCAUCGUUUGGCGUGAUCUUCUCAGUCCUCCUCUUCAAGCGUCGAGCAUGGCCGGUAUGGGCAGGCCUAGGAUUUGGAGCCGGACGAGCAUGGGAAGAAUGCGAUAGCAGCUUUAAGCGCGCGACCGCGCCGUCUCGUGAUGGCCUUCGUGUGCUCAGACCGUGA